Brassica oleracea var. oleracea is the source of this 351-nucleotide messenger RNA. RefSeq lists its product as uncharacterized. The record is from RefSeq and is a predicted model, not a curated record. Bases 1 to 351 code for a protein of 116 amino acids. Lineage: Eukaryota; Viridiplantae; Streptophyta; Magnoliopsida; Brassicales; Brassicaceae. The transcript is spliced from 2 exons.
AUGGGCGAGUUCGUGGAAGGAGAUUUGGUUGAAGUAUGCAGCAAAGAAGAUGGUUUACUUGGAGGCCAAGGUGAAGACCCUCAGGCGUUGGUAGAAACCAUCUCCGCCGACGAAAUCCGUCCGAUGCCACCCAAGUUAUCUCAGCCGUCGAUGUUUAGCCUCCAUGAUAAGGUUGAUGCUUUUGACUUAGACGCGUGGUGGUUCGGAAAGAUCACCGGUCAAGAAGGCGAUACGUACUCCGUUUACUUUCCAACGACCAACGAUGUGUGCAAGUACCCACUUCAACGUCUCAGAAGGCAUCUCGAAUUUGUCAAUGGUCAAUGGGUUCCUUCAACAACAAGGCAACGAUGA